Messenger RNA from Marmota monax (woodchuck), 9655 nucleotides. RefSeq names its product probable ubiquitin carboxyl-terminal hydrolase FAF-X. Gene Ontology annotation, cellular component: nucleus; cytosol. Gene Ontology annotation, biological process: protein deubiquitination; cell migration. The transcript is spliced from 46 exons. The record is from RefSeq and is a predicted model, not a curated record. Gene Ontology annotation, molecular function: cysteine-type deubiquitinase activity; cysteine-type endopeptidase activity. NCBI's taxonomy places the organism in Eukaryota, Metazoa, Chordata, Mammalia, Rodentia, Sciuridae. The coding region runs from base 610 to 8292 and encodes 2560 amino acids.
CAAUACCCCACUGGUUAAGCCUUUUAUUAUUUGUUGUUUUUCGUUUGUCUUAUCCUCCGGAAUGACUGGACAGGCCUAGUCGUGUGUCUUUAACCACCUCCCGGUAGCUCGCGCAUUUCCGGCUUUCUUGAACUGAGCCCCGCCCACACUCCACACGACUAACAACCCUUGGUCGGGUUUGCCCUCACAGUUGCUUUUCCCUCAUAGGAGGCGACCUCUUUAGUGCCUGGUAUUAGCGUCGGCCCCGGGAUUUGGAAGGAAGUAAUAACGAAGACUCCAAGCCCAGAACAGCUAAAAGAGGACGGAAAGUGAAACUCUAGCGGCUGGGGGAGCCAGAGAACGUGACUCAGAUUGACUUGCCACCGAGAGUCAGUCGGAGCUUAGCGAAAGCCCCAGCUCUAGCACGAGAAGAGUGUGUGGGAAGAAUGAAAGCCUGAAGUAUUUGCAGUUGGAGUUUCAAGGGUUAUGAAAUGGUUUCUGCAGAAUAGUUUGUCUUUGAAUUGGAGAUUUUUAGGACUGGCAUAUGCUGGUACUUCAUCUCCUAUAAGUGGACUAUAAUUUCUUAGGACAACUACAUAAACAGACAAAAUAGCAAAGAUCUAUUCUUUGAUGAGUAUGACAGCCACAACUCGUGGCUCUCCAGUGGGAGGGAAUGACAGCCAGGUCCAGGCUCCUGAUGGACAGUCUCAGCCUCCUUUCCAACAGAACCAGAUUUCAUCACCUGAUUAUUCCAAUGAGAAUUCCCCAGCAACUCCUCCAGAUGAACAAGGUCAAGGUGAUGCUCCCCCACAGCAUGAAGAGGAGGAACCUGCAUUUCCACACACUGACUUAGCAAAGUUGGAUGACAUGAUCAACAGGCCUCGAUGGGUGGUUCCUGUUUUGCCUAAAGGGGAAUUAGAAGUGCUUUUAGAAGCUGCUAUUGAGCUUAGUAAAAAAGGGCUUGAUGUUAAAAGUGAAGCAUGUCAGCGUUUCUUUCGAGAUGGGCUAACAAUAUCGUUCACUAAAAUCCUUAUGGAUGAGGCAGUGAGUGGAUGGAAGUUUGAAAUUCAUAGAUGUAUUAUUAACAAUACCCAUCGCCUUGUGGAGCUCUGUGUGGCCAAGUUGUCCCAAGACUGGUUUCCACUUCUAGAACUUCUUGCCCUGGCUUUAAAUCCUCAUUGCAAAUUUCAUAUCUACAAUGGUACACUUCCAUGUGAAUCAGUUUCCUCAAGUGUUCAGUUGCCUGAAGAUGAACUCUUUGCCCAUUCUCCAGAUCCACGAUCACCAAAAGGUUGGCUAGUGGAUCUCAUUAAUAAAUUUGGCACAAUAAAUGGGUUCCAGAUAUUGCAUGAUCGUUUUAUUAAUGGAUCUGCAUUAAACAUUCAAAUAAUUGCAGCUCUUAUUAAACCAUUUGGGCAAUGUUAUGAGUUUCUUAGUCAACCUACAUUGAAAAAAUACUUCAUUCCAAUUAUAGAAAUAGUUCCCCAGUUAUUAGAAAAUUUAACUGAUGAAGAACUGAAAAAAGAAGCAAAGAAUGAAGCAAAAAAUGAUGCCCUUUCGAUGAUUAUUAAGUCUCUGAAGAAUUUAGCUUCAAGAAUCCCAGGACAAGAAGAAACUGUAAAACAUUUAGAAAUUUUUAGAUUAAAAAUGAUACUUAGAUUAUUACAAAUUUCUUCUUUUAAUGGAAAAAUGAAUGCACUGAAUGAAAUUAAUAAGGUGAUAUCAAGUGUAUCAUAUUACACACAUCGACAUGGUAAUUCUGAAGAGGAAGAGUGGUUGACAGCUGAUCGAAUGGCAGAAUGGAUACAGCAAAACAAUAUCCUAUCCAUAGUCUUACGAGAUAGUCUUCAUCAACCACAGUAUGUAGAAAAGCUAGAGAAGAUUCUUCGUUUUGUGAUUAAAGAAAAAGCUCUUACAUUACAGGAUCUUGAUAAUAUCUGGGCAGCACAGGCAGGAAAACAUGAAGCCAUUGUGAAGAAUGUACAUGAUCUACUAGCAAAGUUGGCUUGGGAUUUUUCGCCUGAACAGCUUGAUCAUCUUUUUGAUUGCUUUAAGGCAAGUUGGACAAAUGCAAGUAAAAAGCAACGUGAAAAGCUACUUGAGCUAAUACGCCGUCUUGCAGAAGAUGAUAAAGAUGGUGUGAUGGCUCACAAAGUUUUGAAUCUUCUUUGGAAUCUGGCUCAUAGUGAUGAUGUACCUGUAGAUAUCAUGGACCUAGCUCUCAGUGCCCACAUAAAAAUACUAGAUUAUAGUUGUUCCCAGGAUCGAGACACACAAAAGAUUCAAUGGAUAGAUCGAUUUAUAGAAGAACUCCGCACAAAUGACAAGUGGGUAAUUCCUGCCCUGAAACAAAUAAGAGAGAUUUGCAGUCUGUUUGGUGAAGCUCCUCAAAAUUUGAGUUCUUCUCAUUUCAGUCAAACUCAGCGAAGUCCUCAUGUUUUUUAUCGUCAUGAUUUAAUCAGCCAACUUCAGCACAAUCAUGCCUUAGUUACUUUAGUAGCAGAGAAUCUUGCAGCUUACAUGAAGCACAUAGAACUAUAUGCUAGAGACCAUGAAAACUAUGACCCACAAACUGUGAGACUUGGCAGUAGAUACAGUCAUGUUCAAGAAGUCCAAGAACGGCUUAACUUCCUUAGAUUUUUAUUAAAGGAUGGCCAGCUGUGGCUCUGUGCUCCCCAGACAAAGCAAAUAUGGAAGUGCUUAGCACAGAAUGCAGUUUAUCUUAGUGAUCGUGAAGCCUGUUUUAAGUGGUAUUCCAUGUUAAUGGGGGAUGAACCAGACCUAGAUCCUGAUAUUAAUAAGGACUUUUUUGAAAGCAAUAUACUUCAGCUUGACCCUUCUCUAUUAACGAAAAAUGGAAUAAAGUGUUUUGAAAGAUUCUUCAAAGCAGUUAAUUGUCGAGAAGGGAAACUAGUAGCAAAAAGAAGAACCUAUAUGAUGGAUGACUUAGAAUUAAUAGGAUUGGACUACCUUUGGAGGGUUGUAAUUCAGAGUAAUGAUGACAUUGCCAACAGAGCUAUAGGUCUUCUUAAAGAGAUAUACACAAACCUUGGCCCCAGAUUACAGGUCAAUCAGGUGGUUAUACAUGAAGACUUCAUUCAAUCUUGUUUUGAUCGAUUGAAAGCCUCAUAUGAUACAUUAUGUGUUUUGGAUGGUGACAAAAACAGUAUUAAUUGUACAAGACAGGAAGCCAUCCGAAUGGUUCGAGUAUUAACUGUUCUAAGGGAAUACAUAAAUGAAUGUGACAGCGAUUAUCAUGGGGAAAGAAUGAUUCUGCCUAUGUCAAGAGCAUUUCGUGGUAAACAUCUCUCUCUCAUAGUUCGAUUUCCAAACCAAGGCAGACAAGUUGAUGAUUUGGAUAUACUGUCUCAUACAAAUGAUACAGUUGGUUCAGUACGUCGAUGUAUUCUCAAUCGUAUUAAGGCCAAUGUAGCCCAUACAAAAAUUGAACUCUUUGUAGGUGGUGAGCUAAUAGAUUCUGAAGAUGACAGAAAGCUAAUUGGACAAUUAAACUUAAAAGAUAAAUCACUAAUUACAGCCAAACUUACACAAAUAAACUCGAACCUACCAUCAAGUCCUGAUAGCUCUUCUGAUUCUUCAACUGGAUCCCCUGGAAAUCAUUGUAAUCACUACAGUAAUAGUCCCAAUCCAGAAGUAGAAAAUUGUUUGCCUGGGGUGAUAAUGUCACUGCAUCCCAGAUACAUAUCUUUUCUUUGGCAAGUUGCAGACUUAGGUUGCAGCCUGAAUAUGCCUCUUCUUAGAGAUGGUGCAAGAGUACUUAUGAAACUGAUGCCACCAGAUAGCACAACUAUAGAAAAAUUAAGAGCUGUUUGUUUGAACUGUGCAAAUCUUGGAGAAAGCAACAUUGGUCCAUCUCUUGACUCCCUUUUCUUUGGUCCUUCUGCCUCCCAAGUUCUAUACCUAACAGAGGUAGUUUAUGCCUUGUUAAUGCCUGCUGGUGCGCCUCUGACUGAUAUGUCUUCAGAUUUUCAGUUUCACUUCUUGAAAAGUGGUGGCUUACCCCUUGUACUGAGUAUGCUAAUAAGAAAUAACUUCUUACCAAAUACAGAUACAGAAACUCGUAGGGGUGCUUACUUCAAUGCCCUUAAAAUUGCAAAACUAUUACUAACUGCCAUUGGCUAUGGCCAUGUUCGAGCUGUAGCAGAAGCUUGUCAGCCAGUUGUAGAUGGUGCAGAACCUAUAACACUGAUUAACCAAGUUACUCAUGAUCAAGCUGUGGUACUACAAGGUGCCCUUCAGAGUAUUCCCAAUCCAUCAUCUGAGUGCAUGCUUAGAAAUGUACCCAUACGUCUUGCUCAGCAAAUAUCAGAUGAGGCCUCAAGAUAUAUGCCUGAUACUUGUGUAAUUAGAGGUAUACAAAAAAUUAUCUGGGCAUCAGGAUGUGGAGCAUUAGAGCUAGUAUUUAGCCCGAAUGAAGAAAUAACUAAAAUUUAUGAGAUGAUGACCAGUACAAGCAGUGAGCCAGUCUUGGAAGAUGAACAGGUUUGCUGUGAAGCAUUGGAAGUGAUGACAUUGUGUUUUGCUUUAAUUCCAACAGCCUUGGAUGCACUUAGUAAAGAAAAGGCCUGGCAGACAUUCAUCACUGACUUAUUAUUACACUGUCCUAGCAAAACUGUCCGUCAGUUGGCACAGGAGCAGUUCUUUUUAAUGUGUACCAGAUGUUGCAUGGGACAAAGACCUCUACUUUUCUUCAUUACCCUACUCUUUACCAUUUUGGGGAGUACAGCAAGAGAGAGAGGUAAAUACUCAGGUGAUUAUUUCACACUUCUACGGCAUCUUCUCAGUUAUGCUUACAACAGCAAUAUUAAUGUGCCCAAUGCUGAAAUUCUUCUCAACAAUGAAAUUGAUUGGCUCAAAAGGAUUAGAGAUAAUGUUAAAAACACAGGUGAAACGGGCAUUGAAGAACCUAUUUUGGAAGGCCAUCUUGGAGUAACAAAAGAAUUACUAGCCUUUCAAACUCCUGAGAGAAAGUAUUAUGUUGGUUGUGAAAAAGGAGGUGCUAAUCUUGUUAAAGAAUUGAUUGAUGAUUUCAUUUUUCCUGCAUCCAAAGCUUAUUUGCAAUAUAUGAGAAAUGGAGAACUACCAGCAGAACAGACUGUUCCAGUGUGUAGUUCACCAUCUACUAUCAAUGCUGGUUUUGAACUCCUUGUAGCAUUAGCUGUUGGUUGUGUAAGAAAUCUCAAACAGAUAGUAGACUGUUUGACUGAAAUGUAUUACAUAGGAACAGCAAUAACCACUUGUGAAGCACUUACUGAGUGGGAAUAUCUGCCGCCUGUUGGACCUCGGCCACCAGAAGGAUUUGUGGGGCUCAAAAAUGCUGGUGCAACUUGUUAUAUGAAUUCUGUGAUUCAGCAGUUAUACAUGAUUCCUUCCAUUAGGAACAGUAUUCUUACUGUUGAAGGCACAGGUAGUGAUAUAGAUGAUGAUAUGCUCGGGGAUGAGAAGCAGGACAUUGAGAUUAAUGUUGAUCCCCGAGAUGAUGUAUUUGGAUAUCCUCAUCAGUUUGAAGACAAACCAGUAUUAAGUAAGACAGAAGAUAGGAAAGAGUAUAAUAUUGGUGUCUUACGACACCUUCAGGUCAUCUUUGGUCAUUUGGCUGCUUCCCAACUACAAUACUAUGUGCCCAGAGGAUUUUGGAAACAAUUCAGGCUUUGGGGGGAACCUGUUAAUCUUCGUGAGCAGCAUGAUGCCUUAGAAUUUUUUAAUUCUUUGGUGGAUAGUUUGGAUGAAGCUUUAAAAGCUUUAGGACAUCCAGCUAUGUUGAGUAAAGUCCUAGGAGGUUCCUUUGCUGAUCAGAAGAUCUGCCAAGGCUGUCCACAUAGGUACGAAUGUGAAGAAUCUUUUACAACUUUGAAUGUUGACAUUAGAAAUCACCAAAAUCUUCUUGAUUCUUUGGAACAGUAUAUCAAAGGAGAUUUAUUGGAAGGUGCAAAUGCAUAUUGUUGUGAAAAAUGUGAUAAAAAGGUUGAUACAGUAAAACGCUUGCUAAUCAAAAAAUUGCCUCCUGUUCUUGCUAUCCAAUUGAAACGAUUUGACUAUGAUUGGGAGAGAGAAUGUGCAAUCAAAUUCAAUGAUUAUUUUGAAUUUCCCCGAGAACUGGAUAUGGAACCUUACACAGUAGCAGGUGUUGCAAAGCUGGAAGGCGAUAACAUAAACUCAGAGAGUCAGUUGAUUGGACAGAAGGAGCAGUCAGAAAGUGAGAAUACAAGAAACACAAAAUACAGACUUGUAGGUGUGCUUGUACACAGUGGUCAAGCAAGCGGUGGACAUUAUUAUUCUUACAUCAUUCAAAGGAAUGGUAAAGAUGGUGAGAGAGAUCACUGGUAUAAAUUUGAUGAUGGAGAUGUAACAGAAUGUAAAAUGGAUGAUGAUGAAGAAAUGAAGAAUCAAUGCUUUGGUGGAGAAUACAUGGGAGAAGUAUUUGAUCAUAUGAUGAAGUGUAUGUCAUACAGACGGCAGAAACGGUGGUGGAAUGCUUAUAUACUUUUUUAUGAGCGAAUGGACACAGUUGAUGAAGAUGAUAAGAUGAUAAGAUACAUUUCAGAGUUAUCUGUCACUAGAUCCCAUCAGAUUAUUAUGUCACCAGCCAUUGAGAAAAGCGUAUGGAAACAAAAUGUGCAGUUUAUGCAUAAUCAAAUGCAGUAUAGUUUAGAAUAUUUUCAGUUUGUGAAAAAAUUGCUUACAUGUAAUGCUCUUUACUUAAAUCCUGCUCCAGGACAAGAUUACUUGUUACCUGAAGCAGAAGAAAUAACUAUGAUUAGCAUUCAACUUGCUGCUAGAUUCCUCUUUACCACUGGAUUUCAUACCAAGAUAAUAGUUCGUGGCCCUGCCAGUGACUGGUAUGAUGCUUUGUGCAUUCUUCUUCGUCACAGCAAGAAUGUUCGUUUUUGGUUUGCUCAUAAUGUUCUUUUUAAUGUAUCAAAUCGUUUCUCUGAAUACCUUCUGGAGUGCCCUAGUGCAGAAGUGAGGGGUGUGUUUGCAAAACUUAUAGUAUUUAUUGCACAUUUUUCCUUGCAAGAUGGUUCUUCUCCUUCACCUUUUGCAUCGCCAGGGACACGUUGUAGUCAGAAAUCUGAUAACUUGAGCUUGAGUGACCACUUACUAAAAGCAGUAUUAAAUCUCCUGAGAAGGGAAGUUUCAGAACAUGGACGUCAUUUACAACAAUAUUUCAAUUUGUUUGUAAUGUAUGCCAAUUUAGGUAUUGCGGAAAAGACACAGCUUCUGAAAUUGAACGUACCUGCCACCUUUAUGCUUGUAUCUUUAGAUGAAGGACCAGGUCCUCCAAUCAAAUAUCAAUAUGCUGAAUUAGGCAAAUUAUACUCAGUAGUGUCUCAGCUGAUACGCUGUUGCAGUGUUUCAUCAAGAACCCAGUCUUCAAUCAAUGGUAAUCCCCCCCUUCCCAACCCUUUUGGUGAUGCUAAUUUAUCACAACCUAUAAUGCCAAUUCAGCAGAAUGUGGCAGAUAUUUUAUUUGUGAGAAUAAGUUAUGUGAAGAAAAUUAUUGAAGACUGCAGUAACUCAGAGGAGACCAUUAAGUUACUUCGGUUCUGCUCCUGGGAGAAUCCUCAGUUCUCAUCUGCUGUUCUCAGUGAACUUCUCUGGCAGGUUGCCUAUUCAUAUACUUAUGAACUUCGGCCAUAUUUGGAUCUACUUUUGCAAAUUUUACUGAUUGAGGAUUCCUGGCAGACUCACAGAAUUCACAAUGCACUUAAAGGAAUUCCAAAUGACCGUGAUGGGCUGUUUGAUACAAUCCAGCACUCUAAGAAUCACUAUCAAAAAAGAGCAUAUCAGUGUAUAAAGUGUAUGGUAGCUCUCUUUAACAGUUGUCCUGUUGCUUACCAAAUUUUACAGGGUAAUGGAGACCUUAAGAGAAAGUGGACCUGGGCAGUGGAGUGGCUUGGAGAUGAACUUGAAAGAAGACCAUAUACUGGCAAUCCUCAGUACACUUACAACAAUUGGUCUCCACCAGUACAAAGCAAUGAGACCUCAAAUGGUUAUUUUUUAGAAAGGUCACAUAGUGCUAGAGUGACACUUAGAAAAUCUUGUGAACUUUGUCCAGAAGAGGAACCAGAUGACCAAGAUGCCCCAGAUGAGCAUGAGUCAUCUCCACCAGAAGAUGCAGCACUGUAUCCUCAUUCACCUGGAUCUCAGUAUCAACAGAAUAAUGUACAUGGACAGCCGUAUACAGGUCCAGCUGCACAUCACUUGAACAACCCUCAUAAAAGUGGCCGAGUACAAGAAAAUUAUGAAGGCGGUGAAGAAGUAUCGUCACCUCAAACAAAGGAUCAGUGAAAUGCACCAGUUUACUGACUCCUUUAAUAUCAUGUAGUCUGGACUUACAGUCCAAAUUUUUCUGUGCCUCAUUAAAUAUUUAAAAGUAGAAAAACUGUUCUAAAAUAACAUGACAAAAAGAUUCUAUUUGCUAUCUCAUUUGUAGAAAUUUGCUGACAGAUGUAAGCACCUACAAACAGAACAUUCGGAAUGUUUUAUAAUAAAUGAUUGCUGAUAUGUAAAUGGAAAAGAUGUAUAUAGUAUAUGUAUGUUUGACUUUUAGUUCUAAAGCAAAACACUUUUUUGAUGAAGAGUCAGAAAUAUUGAAAAACAUUAUAGUUCAUUUUCUUGUUUAUCUGCUGCAUUCUGCAACCAGUAUUUCCUACUUCCUGGCAGUUAAAUCAGUUCCUUUAUGAAACAAAAGUGGUAGGGGGUAGUAAAAGAGCCUGUUUAUAUAAUUUCCUGAUAAUUCUUUAUUUACUGGAAUAUAACACUAGUAGGUGCCCUUCCGGUUGAGAUGAAAAACUGGUGAUGUAACAUUGUUUCCAAAAAUUUUACACCACCUUUUUAAUCUGGUAUUAGGUUAAUUAUUUUAAAGCUAUAGUUAUACUGUAACUGUUAGCUUGGCUUCAUACCAGGUUGCAUUGCCAAUAGAGACAAAAUUUCUUGAAUGAGAUCAUUUGUCCCAAAAUCACAUCUAUAUUGCUUAAACAUUUUAUUUCUUAUCCUUAGAAUAAACAUAAAACAGAAAAAAAGGGUACAAUAAAGCAGUUUUUAGUUGCACAAUGAAUGUUCUUCACAUUUAAUAUUUGGUAGUUCCAUUUCUUGAUGGGAUAAAGAAUAUCUAAUAGGAACUGUAAAAUUGAAAAUAUAUGCCAAUUUUUUCAUGCUGGAAUAUGUGGAACAUAAUAGGAGAGACUGUAUUUUAUAUAUCUUAUUUUGUUUUUUGGUAGAAUUUCUUAGGUUUUGCUUCUGCUGGAUCCCAGCUAACGAACUGUGUACAUCAUCAGAAUUCACAUUACUAUUCAGUACUAUCAUAACCAAGAUGCCUGGCUGAUUUUUAGUCAGUCUCAAUUUUACUUCAAAGUAAAAUGGUUCUAGUUCUUUUUCCAUUCCAAAUUAUUGUUAGAUAUGGGGUUUGAUUAAGACGCAAACUUAAGAGGUACCAUUUUAGAAUAAACUUUUGUUUAGAAGUUCCAACAAAUUCUUAUUGUCAUAUUUAAAGGAGAAUUGCUAGCUUUUGAAUGUAUGUAAUAUUUUGGAAGCUGUCUAAAACCCAAAUAUUCCUGCAGCAGAUACAGGCCAUCCUUUUCUGUUUAAAUAUUUUGCUGUUUUGUUUUAUAGAAUUUAUUUUGCUGAAUUUCCAAAUAGAAUUUAAGAAGAA